This is a messenger RNA of Tupaia belangeri chinensis (Chinese tree shrew), 885 nucleotides long. RefSeq names its product transcription initiation factor TFIID subunit 9-like. NCBI's taxonomy places the organism in Eukaryota, Metazoa, Chordata, Mammalia, Scandentia, Tupaiidae. Gene Ontology annotation, molecular function: RNA polymerase II general transcription initiation factor activity; transcription coactivator activity; protein heterodimerization activity. Gene Ontology annotation, biological process: DNA-templated transcription initiation; RNA polymerase II preinitiation complex assembly. The record is from RefSeq and is a predicted model, not a curated record. Gene Ontology annotation, cellular component: SAGA complex; transcription factor TFIID complex; transcription factor TFTC complex.
CACACUAGGUAAAGAACUUGCAUCAAGAUCAGAACUGAAAUACAUUAAUGUGGGUGAUUUAGCUCAGGAAGUCUGAUCUGAUCACCGGAUAUCAUGGAGUCUGGCAAGAUGACUUCUCCCAAGAGCAUGCCAAAAGAUGUACAGAUGAUGGCACAAAUCCUGAAGGAUAUGGGGAUUACAGAAUAUGAGCCAAGAGUUAUAAAUCAGAUGUUGGAGUUUGCCUUCCAAUACAUGACCACAAUUCUAGAUGAUGCAAAAAGUUAUUCAAGCCAUGCUAAGAAAGCUACUGUUGGCACAGAUGAUGUGCGAUUGGCAAUCCAGUGUCGUGCUGACCAUCUUUUACCUCUCUUCCCCCAAGGGAUUUUUUUUUUAUUGGACAUUGCAAGGCAAAGAAAUCAAACCCCUUUGCCAUUGAUCAAGCCAUAUUCAGGUCCUAGGCUGCCACCUGAUAGAUAUUGUUUAACAGCUCCAAACUUUGGACUUAAGUCUUUACAAAAAAAGGCAUCUACUUCUGCAGGAAGAAUAACAGUUCCACGGUUAAGUGUUGGUUCAGUUACUAGCAGACCAAGUACUCCCACACUAGGCACACCAACCCCACAAACCAUGUCUGUUUCAACUAAGGUGGGGACUCCAAUGUCCCUCACAGGGCAAAGGUUUACAGUACAGAUGUGUACGUCACAGUCCCCAGCUGUGAAAGCAAUUCCUACAACCUCAGCAGUUCAGAAUGUUCUGAUUAACCCAUCACUAAUUGGGUCCAACAACAUUCUUAUCACCACUAACAUGGUAUCAUCACAAAAUAAUACUAAUGAAUCAUCAAGUGUAUUGAAAAGAAAAUGUGAAGAUGAUGAUGACGAUGAGGAUGAUGAUGACUAUGAUAAUUUGUAA